Molecule: messenger RNA, 1322 nt
Organism: Mercurialis annua (annual mercury)
Lineage: Eukaryota; Viridiplantae; Streptophyta; Magnoliopsida; Malpighiales; Euphorbiaceae
Exons: 6
Coding region: 83-1189 (368 amino acids)
Biological process (GO): protein transport
Source: RefSeq, a predicted model, not a curated record
AUAAUUAAUUACUCUUCUCCAUGAUGAACUAUUCUUUAUAAUCUUUGCUUCUCCACCUUAAUUACAUAGUAAUUAAGUGAACAUGCUCGGUCUACUAUUCGGGUGGAGAAAAGCUUCCAAGUGCAAGAAAUUAGUUAAACUUCUUCAUUGUCGCAUUCAAUUAGUAAAGAGCAAGAAAUACGUAAUUAUAAAGCAAUUACGUGACGACAUUUCUCAGCUUCUCAAGAACAGUCAAUUCGAACGUGCUUUUUCUCUGGCUGAGCAGCUGUUUAAGGAUCAAAGCCUGUUUGAUGCAUAUGAUUUGUUGGGUACUUACUGUGAAUUUAUAACCAUUCGAUUCCGUUUUAUACGUAGACACAGGAAUUGUCCUGAAGACAUUAAUGAAGCAAUUUCAACGUUGAUAUUUGCUACGGCUUGGUGCGGAGAUUUGCCUGAACUACAAGUGAUUCGAAAAUUGUUUAAUGAGCGUUACGGACACAAAUUCACGAAAAUUGCAGCUGAAUUGCAUAUUGGAAAUUUCGUUAAUCAUGAGAUUAAGGAGAAACUUUGCGUAAAAUCAAUUCCUGAUGAUGCGAAAAUGAAACUGAUGAUUGACAUUGCCAAGGAGUCCAUUUUUACGCCAUGGCAGCUUGGAUGUGACCACUCAACCAAAGUACAGCUCUUACAGGUUUAUGGAAAUAACAAAGAUGAUCAUUUGGAAGGCUUCAUUUUCAAAGAAGAAACAUAUGUCAGAUUCAAUGCGACAAGUUCCUGUUGUGAACGUACACAAAGUGUUCGGCCUUUUGUCUCAUCCGAACCUGAAAAACGUAUUCGAAGUAGUCUUUCAAGAGAUAACACCUGCCUAGAGGAAGUAAAAGAGUUGGAGUAUAUUGAAUUUCAAGAUGAGCAUUACAAUGAAGACAAACGAGUGUUUUUGUUCAAUUCGGGGAUUCAUCCAUUGACGUCGAAAGAUUUAUCAAAUGGUCUAGAAUAUUCUUGUAAAGAGGCCGAAAAUGCUGGAAAUAGUAUCGUAGUUUAUCGCGAAGAUCAGAAAUCGGCAUCAACGUCUCAUAACCAUGUGCAUCCCAAGCUCCCGGACUGUGAUGAAUUGGCUAUGAAAUUCAAGGCACUUAAGAAACAACAUCUUCAAAGAAAAAAUCUCUAUAAGUUACAAUCUCUUUAUUUUUUAGAGAAUGACAGCUUUUUCUGAAUAAAUUUCUUACUAAUUUAUUAACUUAUUGAGUGUUAAUGAUAGAUUUAUCAUCAUUCUUCAAAUCCUGUUGCUUUUAAUCAUAUAAAAGCUGGAUCGGAAAUAAAAUUCAGAACAAAUCAUAAAGUUUAUU